GAACGGCAUCAUGGACGCUAUCAAUGGCGAUGGCCAGUCGAUCGCAGGACCUUUGUUGAUUCGGAUCAUUCAGACGCGAGUUGGUGACGAAUGUGCAUCUACAUACCAGGUCCAAGUGCAGUCAAACUAAUUUCCGUGUACAUGUGAUACCUUUUCAUCCUCGCCAAGUGUUGUCGCAGCUUAGCUCAAACUUGUAGUUGAGGAGAGUAGUUUAUGUUUAACCCAACAGUCGAACCAUGACUCUCUUCUCAUAAACGUCAGAGUCUUUUACGUGUUGUGUGUGUGCGUGCGUGUAUGUAUGUGUGUGUGUCGUUUCGCCAAAUAAAAAGAAGAGAGAAGUUGACCAAAAGAAAAAAAAAACGACAUGAUGGGCUGGCGUUUACCAAGUUUACGAUGGUUGAACCGUCCAAGUUAUUCUUCCCUGCGGCCUCGUGUUUAUUGGAUUGCCAUCCUCGUCGUCCUUGUCUGUUGCCAAGACAUUGGAUAUUGCUCCAGCCAAGCAGCAGCUGGCGAUGAGGAUCUGGUGUUUACGGCCGAACCGCAGGACGCGGUCGUGAGUAAAAAUUCCUCGGUUGUCAUCGACUGCGGUGUUCCAGCUGGCUGGCUUCGCGACAUGGAGGAGGCCGGCCCGGCCCCGUUCAUCGAAUGGAAACGAGACGGGGUCCUUCUCAGUCUCAACGGAGAAAACAGGAGAUCGGUGCUGGCCAACGGCUCCUUGUCUUUCACCAGCGUCCAGCACAGUCGUAAUGAGCGACCGGACGAGGGACUCUAUCAAUGCUCGGCCACCAGACCGUCGGUGGGCACCAUCAUCAGCCGGGCAGCCAAAUUGCAAAUCGCUUCGUUGCCCAGAUUUGAACUGGAGCCCAAAGACGUGGCCGUCCGUGUCGGCGACACGGCCCGUUUCAACUGUUUGGUCAUGGCGACGCCAGCUGCUCACGUCCGUUGGUUGAAAGACGAUCUACCCCUAAAUUUAGAUCCGGCUAGGAUGAUUGUGCUGCCUUCAGGAGCCUUGGAACUGGAACAAGUCCAACUUUCUGAUCAGGGCUAUUACCGGUGCAAUGUGUCCAACGUGGACAAGCACCGCAUCAGCGCCGAAGCCAAACUCAAUGUCCACUCUGAGCUGGAAGAGGGCGGCAAGCCGGAAGCGCCCAACUUCCUGGCCGUUCCCAGGACCACGGUGGCCAUCGAAGGCACUCGGGUCACGCUGGAAUGCGCGGCCAACGGUCAUCCUCGCCCGGAUAUCACCUGGCUCAAAGACGGAACCACCAUCGAUUUAGAUCAUUUGGGCAGCCGAUUCAAGAGCGUGGGCUCUGGCAGUUUGCAGAUUGAUGCCGUGACGGAGGAGGAUGUGGGCGUGUACCAGUGCCGGGCGGAGAACACGGAAGACUCGGUCGACGUGACGGCCCAGCUGGAAGUUCAAGUGCCUCCGCGCUACAUCACCCGCCCGCGCAGCACAACCUCCCACGAAAAGGAUGACGCCGAACUCGAGUGCCAACUUUACGGACGGCCAGAACCCACCGUCCAGUGGACCAAAAAUGGAGAACUAAUCAUCGAAAGCGAAUAUUUCCAGAUUAUCAACGGAAAUAAUUUGAAGAUUUUAGGUCUGGUGGCCUCCGACUUUGGUAUCUACCAAUGCAUCGGCUCCAACCCGGCCGGCAACGUCCAGGCCGCCGCCAGUUUGACCAUCUAUUCAUCAGAUUACGACAACGGCACGUCGGCUAACCCUGGCAUGGAUUUGACGACGGCUACAUCUCCUACUGCCGACUCAGGGACACGCGAGGCAGCCGCUGCUGUGCCGCCACCACCCGACCAGACGUCCGAGUCCAGCCAACCGGACGGUUCGAUCACGCCCGACGGUAAUAACGACGGGUCGACGUCGUCACUGCCAUCGGCGCCCAGGGAUGUGGAAGCCCUGAUUGUGUCGUCUCGCUUCGUCACGCUCAGAUGGAAGGAGCCCGUCAGAACCAACGGACAAAUUAUUGGCUACUCCAUUUUCUACCGACAGGAAGGAUCGGAGCGGGAACGGGUGGUGAAUACGAGCCGAUCGAGAUUGGAAGAGGUCAACGUCCCUGGACUGCAGCCGGGCAAAAAGUAUUCACUGCGGGUGGCAGCUUUCAAUGAAGCCGGAGCCGGAGCCAGCACCAAUUCGCUGGAAGUGGAAACUCUGGUCGAGCCGCACGUCCUCCAAGCGCCGGCCAAUUUGAGCGUCCAGGCGGUGUCGUCCGUCAGUUUGAUGGCCAGCUGGGAGUCGCCGGAUCUGGCAGCCGCCGGUGGAGGAGCUUCUCACGGCGGACAACACUUGCCCAUUCGCAAUUACAAAUUAUUCUACAUGGAAGUGGGUUCGGCCGAGGAGCACGAAGUGGUGACGAGUCACACGAGCCACUUGAUUCACGGACUGAAACCCUACACGGAAUAUUCCGUCUGGGUCGUCGCCUUCAACGACAAUGGACCCGGGACCAGCACCGAAGAGGCCACCGCCAGGACCUGGUCCGAUCUGCCAUCCGACACGCCACAGAACGUCGUCGUCGAACCGGCCAGCUCUUCGAGCGUCAUUGUCCGCUGGGAGCCGCCGUCGUUGGAGAAUCAGAACGGCAUCAUCACCGGCUACAAGAUCCGUUACAAACCCAAAACUGGGCGUGGACGUUUGCCUUUGAAUCCCGGCUCGUCCAACGCCGGGUCGACGGCCACGACGGACGGCAGCCGACGGCUUUACACGCUGACUGGACUCGUGCGCGGGACCGAGUAUCAAGUUCGUGUCUCUGCCCUAACUGUCAACGGUUCCGGUCCCAUGACUGAAUGGAUGACUGCCGAAACUUUCGAAAACGACCUGGACGAGAGCCAAGUGCCGGAGCCGCCCAGCUCAUUGAGAGCUCGACCGAUGACGAAUUCGAUUAGCGUUUCGUGGAAUCCGCCCAGCAACCAGAACGUCAUGGUCCGCGGUUACACGAUCGGCUGGGGCAAGGGCAUUCCGGACGUUUAUUCGAAACUGGUGGACGGCAAGCAGCGGGCGUUCGUCAUUGAGAAACUGGAAGCCAAUUCAGAGUACGUCAUCAGUUUGAGGGCUUACAAUCAAAUGGGAGACGGGCGGCCCAUCUACGAGACGGUGCGGACGCGCGAGGAGUCGACCCCCGAGCCGCCCAGUCCCCUCAUUCCGCCCGUCGGAUUGAAAGCCAUUGUGUUGUCGUCGACCACCGUCGUCCUCUACUGGACGGACACCACCUUGCCUCGCAGUCAGACUGUCGCCGACUCGCGGUACUACGUCGUGAGGUACACUUCGAGCCACACGUCGAGCAAUCCGCGCUACCGUUACAUGAACUCGACAGUGCUCAAUUGCAUGCUGGACGAUUUGAAACCCAACACUCAAUUCGAAUUCGCCGUUAAAGUCAUCAAGAAUCGUAGAGAAAGUCCCUGGAGUCUGGUGGUUCCAAACACAACAUUCGAAGCGGCUCCUUCAUCGCCGCCACGCGAUCUGACGGUCGUUCCGGUCGAGGAGAAUCCGUCGGCCAUUAACUUGAACUGGCAGCCGCCCAAGCAACCCAACGGUCAAAUUACCGGUUACGUUAUCUUCUACACGACAGACAGCUCGCAGCGUGAUCGAGACUGGGUGGUUGAAGGUGUCGUCGGGGAUAAGAUGACCACGACCAUCAAAGGCCUGACACCAGAUACCGCAUACUUCAUCAAAAUCCAGGCCAGAAAUAACAAAGGAUACGGCCCUUUCUCCAGCAUUAUUCAAUUCCGCACCAAUCCAAGCAACGGUAUGACUUAUCACGACGCUACUCCGGUUAGCAGAGAUAGUCGAGGCAUAUCCAGUAUGACUUUGUACAUCAUCCUGGGUAUCGCUACUGGUAUCAUAGUCAUCCUCCUGAUUGUCGUGCUGGUCGUUGUCUUCCGCCGCAGAGAUUCCGGAGUGACCAACUCUCCGGAUCGUUCCAAGAAAGGCUACGUCAAAGGGAACGUCAAAGGCGGUCCAGGCAAACUGGGCAAGGCUGACAACCCACCCGACUUGUGGAUCCAUCACGACCAGAUGGAGAUGAAAGGAUUAGACAAAUCCCUGCACCGUUCCGGCUCCGUCAACACGGUCUCACCUCUCAACAUGCGCCGAUCUCAAGACCUGGACUCCCUGGACGGCAUGGCCUCCGGAUCAACUGCCGGUCGUGGCCCCAGCACGGCAGCCAACGACUCGCUCGAUCGCCGGGCUGCUUACGUGACAGCUUAUGCAGGAAGUAGCAACUCACUCAGGCGUCCCAUUAAACCCAAGAGCCUUUUGAUUAGUGUCGCUACCACCACCCAACCUGUCCGCGAACCUGUGGCAACAGUGACACCGAUCCCCAACGGCAGUCUGAAUCAACACAGCGACUCCCGGCCCGUCUAUCCGGCGGCGCCCCGCCCUGGAAUUUACCCGUCGGCCGGACCUUCUGCUGGUGGCCGGGCUCACGUGACGGUGGACGUCAGCGCUCCGCCAUUAGAGCCGACUUAUGGCAGUCAGGGCAGCUAUGACAGCCGUUCCAGUCUCGUCCAUCCGCCGCCAGGUAAUAUGGCCAUGAUGGUGGGCCAACCGCCGUCUAUGGCACCUCCGUCGUCGGCUCUCAUGGCCGUCGCCGAUGCCAAACGCAACACUCAACUCGGUCAUCCGCUCAAGAGCUUCACGGUUCCGGCUCCGCCUCCGCAAUCGGCUCCGCCCGUCAAGAUCGUCUCGCCAAACAGCGGCAACAACCGCCAGUCGGUCAACCCCAUGACGGCGCAGUCGAGUCCCUACAAGAAGUCCCUGGCGAGCGGCCCAGUCACGUCACCUCCGCCUCUCCAUAAAACCAACAGCAGCGGAGGCGUCCGAUCUGGCGCCAACGACCUGAUCAAAUCGCCGGAGAAGAUCAUUCAAAGUUCGUACAGCACCGAGGAGCUCAACCAGGAGAUGGCCAAUUUGGAAGGUCUGAUGAAGGAUUUGAACGCCAUCACUGCCAACGAAUUCGGCUGCUAAAGAAAAAGAUAAUUCGUAGUAGUAACUCGCCAACACCAACAACAAACUGAAUUCAAUUUUUUCGUUUCUUUCUUCCUGUUACUGCCCCAUUUAGACGGUAAUCGAGUGGAAGAGAAAUAAGUCCAGGCCAGUCGGUUGAAUUCAUUUAAUUCAUCUGUCGAUUAUCUUCGUAUUUCUCGUAACUCUUUAAUUUUUACACUGCAGCUGUUUUUGUUUUUAAUUUGAAUGGUCGAUCCUGAUUUUUUUUUUGGAAGGCAACUAUUUGGUUAACUUUCAAGCAAGGGCUUUUUUUCCCAGCACAACCGAAGUGGCAUUUUUAUUUUUGAAAUGAUGCGCUCCAAUCAUAUCUCUCAUUUAUUUUUCACCUUUUUUUUUUGUUUUCAUGUUGAUUUUAGUUUAUAUGAACCAAUUGCGUUAUUAUUUCUUCAUCCUUCAUUCUUUUCUUGAUCAUUUUGAAAGUCCUCCAUCCAUCCUUUUCUUCGUUUGAAAAGGAAUUGAGAAAAGCAACAAAAAAAAAUUAUUUCGAAAAGAUUUUUACAAUCAUGUUCUAUGCUCAUUCAGGCUCGGAAGUCUUUUCGCGUGUGUCUUCGUUUUUGUUUUCAUUCGUGACUCCUCCCACACUGUAUGUUCUCCGGCCCCACCCCUUUUUAGAAAAAAAAACUUGAACAAAGAUGACCGGUAUAUAAUAAUUCUAAUGUCAUCGAUCGUCAAAGUCGAUGAUUUGAGAAGUUUUUAAAGAAAUCAGCAAAAGAAAAGAAGUAAAACAAUUAUUUAAAGGAGUCGAUCGAUUUACUUUUUUUGGUAAAAAGUAAAUGUCCUUCGAAAAGUAUUUUCUCUCCUCGAAUGAAGAUAACAAAAAUCGUAAUUCUUGUGUGCAGCUUUUGUAACGAGCGCGUGAAUGAAUGUGUCACAAGUUUGAACUCGAUUGUGUGUCCCAUUUUGUUUUUCCUCCCCGUUGUUUUUUCAUCUUGUUUCAAUUUUCUGGAGCGCUUGUGUGUCCUCUUUUUAAUUUGUAAGAUGUUAAACAUAAGAGUAUAUGAUGAUGUGCGAGUGACUGAAUCCACCCCCCCCCCCCCUUUCCCGAAUUGACCUAAAGAUUGUGUGGUGUGUCGAAUUGGGUGUCGUGUAAUAUAACUCAGUGUCCGCUUUUUAAACAA
This is a messenger RNA of Daphnia pulicaria, 6132 nucleotides long. It is a transcript of the gene fra, whose product is annotated as neogenin-like. The record is from RefSeq and is a predicted model, not a curated record. Gene Ontology annotation, biological process: cell-cell adhesion. The transcript has 19 exons. Bases 365 to 4975 code for a protein of 1536 amino acids. Gene Ontology annotation, cellular component: membrane. Gene Ontology annotation, molecular function: protein binding. Lineage: Eukaryota; Metazoa; Arthropoda; Branchiopoda; Diplostraca; Daphniidae.